UAUAAAUUCACUUCCUGCCAGCUUGAGCCCCACCAAAAAAAAACAACCUUUAGUAAUAUUCAUGGCAUGACGCUACGACAUAUACAAAGGUAAUAAAGAAGGGCCACAAGAUGAACUACGUACCGGGGACGGCAAGUCUCAUCGACGAGAUAGACAAAAAACACCUGGUUCUCCUCCGUGAUGGCAGAACACUGAUCGGGUACCUCAGAAGCAUCGACCAGUUCGCCAAUUUGGUUUUCCACCAGACAGUUGAACGCAUCCACGUGGGCAAGAAGUUUGGUGACAUUCCCAGAGGAAUCUUCAUUGUGAGAGGAGAAAAUGUGGUGCUUCUUGGCGAGAUUAAACACACUCUCGUCCACACUUGGAGCGAUGAUCCUUGCAUGUGUACCAUCGAUUGCCCCGACCACUCCAGGGAAGCCAGCUACCUGCAUGAAUGCAGUUUGCUUCUGCUGAAUUAUCCGGGGUGUAGUUGGAAAGUCAAUGAAACGCAUGACGAGGAUGUAGAUAAGCAGUGUGACGCCAUCCUGCAGCAGGUUUCCAUUGAGGAGAUUCUGGAGGAGCAGCGAUUAAAACAGCAAACCAAACAGGAGACGGAGAAGGUCAAGAUGCAGGCUCUGAAAGACAGGGGCCUCUCUAUCCCCAAAGCGGAUAACUUGGAUGAAUAUUAACACUGUGCAAGUCCCAUGAGUUGCUUCAGUUUGUAUCAGACUGAUAUCUUAGUUGAAUUUGAGAACGCAUGAUUUUAUGAGCACUGGCAGCAUUAUGCCUUGCCACCUUACUGUAGUGUACUGUAUGAAUUUGAUUUUUAUAAUUUGCUCUGUUUUGCAGGGCAAUGGUGGCGAAAUUGUUUUUUCCUUGGAUCACAAUCCUAGCAAUUAUUUUACAGCAGCACUUUGUGUUACUCUAUCAUGCCGAGUGCUUUUAUUUGCAGAUGUCAAGGCCUGCUAUUGACUUGAAACAAAUGGCAAAGCUCCAUUAAAAUGUUUUUUUUUACCAUG
This is a messenger RNA of Entelurus aequoreus (snake pipefish), 998 nucleotides long. RefSeq names its product LSM1, U6 small nuclear RNA associated (gene lsm1). Gene Ontology annotation, molecular function: RNA cap binding. The record is from RefSeq and is a predicted model, not a curated record. Gene Ontology annotation, biological process: deadenylation-dependent decapping of nuclear-transcribed mRNA. NCBI's taxonomy places the organism in Eukaryota, Metazoa, Chordata, Actinopteri, Syngnathiformes, Syngnathidae. Gene Ontology annotation, cellular component: Lsm1-7-Pat1 complex; P-body. Bases 111 to 668 code for a protein of 185 amino acids. The transcript is spliced from 5 exons.